Molecule: messenger RNA, 1037 nt
Organism: Argentina anserina (silverweed cinquefoil)
Lineage: Eukaryota; Viridiplantae; Streptophyta; Magnoliopsida; Rosales; Rosaceae
Exons: 1
Coding region: 54-842 (262 amino acids)
Source: RefSeq, a predicted model, not a curated record
CUUUCCUAAUCAAACCGCACUUAAAAAUCCUUAGCAAUCUGAAACCCCAAACUAUGUUGAGCCCUUUUAGCUGUGCCUUCUUCCAUCCAGAAACAUCUGAUGAGUUCGACGAAUCCAUCAUCACAGACAGUCCUUGUUCCACUCCAAGAAGAUCAUCAUGUAGAAGAAGUGGUGGUCUCAUCCAUAGAAUCCAUCACAGCAACAAGGAUAACAAGAACCCUUAUUCGACUCGAGGCCUAGACAAGUUCUCUGCACUUAUGGCUGAUCUUGAAGAGAAACGUAAACAGAUCUAUGCUCAAACCGGCUCUGAGGACGAUACCUUUGUUCGAUUCGUGUACAAGGACUCAAACGACAACGUUCCUGUUCCGAUUGUGCUCAAGUUGAAGGACAAGAAGCAAGAAGAGCAGAAGAAGAAGCCUCAUCAUCAGGAAAAGCAUGCAGAAGCGUUAGAUAAAUUGACCGUUAAGCCCUCCGUUGUGCCCGCCAAAGAAGUAGUACUCGAGCAACAACCUAAGACCAACAUGUUUGACUUCUUGUCGAACAUCAACUUCAGGAGACCGUCGUUUUAUCUUCCGGUGGUUGUGGUGUUGAUUUUGGUGUUGUUGGCCGUGUUUGGGCGGUCGGUGGCCAUUUUGUGUACCUCUAUCGGUUGGUAUGCGAUUCCAACACUGAAAGAACAGAGCUCACAAACUGCUGCGAGAAGAAGAAGAGCUUCUAAGCCAAAAAAACUUGUGAAAAGGUCGAGCCAGAAUAAAAUUAGUACUAGUGAAUUGUCUUCUCCGAAAAGUGAAGGCAAUUCCUCUCCCCAUCCCCGGAAACAUGAUCACCGGAAAAGUUGGUGAUGCAUGAUGAAGCUGUUGAUCGACUUGCAUUUCUUCCUUCUUUCAUUUUUAUUUCUUUUCCCUAUUUUCUUUGGGUCAAGAAUUUGCAGCUGUGCAUGUACAAAUAUUUGUGUUACAAGUUCCUAGCUUCAAACUGUCUUCCACAUGUUGAUAAAUGUAAAUUACGAGUAACCGGAUGAUGGUGUUCCGAUUUGA